Molecule: messenger RNA, 1752 nt
Organism: Colletotrichum paranaense
Lineage: Eukaryota; Fungi; Ascomycota; Sordariomycetes; Glomerellales; Glomerellaceae
Product: nucleoporin NUP49/NSP49
Exons: 3
Coding region: 1-1752 (583 amino acids)
Biological process (GO): nucleocytoplasmic transport
Cellular component (GO): nuclear pore
Molecular function (GO): structural constituent of nuclear pore
Source: RefSeq, a predicted model, not a curated record
AUGGACCUCGACGAGCCACAGUUGGAUCCGGUAGUCGGUCAAAAACGACGCCGAUUAGCCAAUGAAAGACCGUCGCAUUUUACCACCAAAGCGAACGAGGCAACACUCGCUGUUGGAGCUAUCGAAGCUGCCCAUGGCCCGAGCGCCAAAACAGCAGCCAAUUCUUCCCUGUCGAAUAUCGCGAAGCAGAAACCAGCAGCAACAAAUAAUUCAACCAGAGAAGGCCAUCACCAACUGCUACCUUUUUCACCCAACUCUCCGACUUCGAGGACCGACGCGCCCGCGGCUCGCAAGGACACACUUGGACAACCCAAUAUCGGCGCACUUGAACAAAAAUUCAAGAUGUUUGGACGAUCGGCUGGUGGCUUGAGCAUCAACACUGGUGCCGCCAAUGCAGGACCCGUGGAAGCUAAUAACGAUGCGAAUUCUUCUAGCACCACCAGUAAUGCCACAACUUCCGCACCUAGCGGUGGCGGAGGACUCUUUGGAGCCUCGACGACGGCGACGACGACACAGCCUGCUACGGGCGGUCUUUUCGGCGGCACUUCGACGGCAGGAGGAGGACUCUUUGGCAACAAGCCUUCAACACCACAACAACCAGCCACCGGUGGCCUUUUUGGAGCGGCACCAGCACAGCAACCCCAGCAGCAGCAAAGUAGCGGCGGUCUCUUUGGAGGCGCCCAAACCCAGCAGCCUGCACAGCAGACUGGAGGAGGAUUGUUUGGAGGGGCUGCGACACAGCAACAACAGCCUCAGCAGCAGCAGAGUGGAGGGCUUUUUGGUGCAACCCCCGCGAAGCCGGCGACGGGCGGUCUCUUUGGUGCGAGCACAGCGCAGCCCCAGCACCAGCAACAGUCAACAGGAGGAGGUCUCUUUGGCGGCGGCAAUAAUGCACAGCAAACCCAGCAGAACCAAGGCACGGGUGGUGGUCUCUUCGGACAGAGCCAGGCUCAGAAUCAGCCGAAGCCCGGCGGUCUGUUCGGCCAAACUCAGCCCGCAGGUAGCUCUGCUCCCGGCUUAACUAUGGGUCAGUCGACGACGCAACAAAGCGUCCCAGGCGUGCGAGUAGACAUGUCAAAUAUCAAGGGCACGACGCGAUUCAACGACCUCGAACAAUCGAUCCAGUCCGAAAUGGAGAACUGCGACCUCAUGAUCCAGCGCUUCAUGGCGCACGCAUCCGAAAUCCGAGGCUUCAUGGCCGCCCACGGCGGUGAUCUCGCGCAACUUACCAACGACGUCAACUGGCUCCAGCGCAAGUACGAGGGAGUCAAGACAACGCUGGACGAGGAUAUCGUCACUCUGGGACACCUCAAGGACUUGGUCAAGUCAGACGCGGACAUUGCCAAGAUGGCGUUCGCGGGCGCUGAUCAGCUCAAGCUUCCAGCACACUACCACCAGACCUGGCUCACCCGCGGCGGAUCGGGUGGCAAUACGACCAACGGCAACCAAGACCGCAACCUCGAGGACGUUCUCACCCUCUUCUCCAACGAGGCCGACCGGCUGAAGGAACUCAGCCAGUUCCAGGUCCAGAAGAUUAAGGAGAUGGAGCAGCACAUGCCCGGCGUUGAGCACGGUCUCUACGAGCGUGUGCGAUCGCUGCGGGACCAGACCCAGGUGCCGGCCUUUAACAUGGUUCUCGACCUGUUGGAGACGAUCAAGAUGAUGGGUGACAAGAUUUACGAGGCCGCGGGUAGUAUUGUGGACGUACGGGAAAAGCUCACUCAGCUCCAGCGCCAAUACCCCACCAAAUAA